Molecule: messenger RNA, 6300 nt
Organism: Vanrija pseudolonga
Lineage: Eukaryota; Fungi; Basidiomycota; Tremellomycetes; Trichosporonales; Trichosporonaceae
Gene: cph1
Product: Phytochrome-like protein cph1
Exons: 12
Coding region: 88-6249 (2053 amino acids)
Biological process (GO): detection of visible light; phosphorelay signal transduction system; regulation of DNA-templated transcription
Molecular function (GO): phosphorelay sensor kinase activity; protein binding
Source: RefSeq, a predicted model, not a curated record
CCCCACUCCGUCAACCGCGGCUGACACCCAUCCCCCGGCUCACUACCACCUCCGAACCACUUUUGCCGUGUCGCACGCCGCCCCCGCAUGUCACCGCAAGGCGACAUGCCGUCGCAUCUUGGCGAGCCCCCAGACGGGCGUGGCCGAUCUGCGCCGGCCGGUGCCGGUGCCGGCGCCACGAUCGCCAGCACCUCAGGGGCUGGCGCCAGCAGUCCCCGGCCGCUGCUGAGCAGCUUGGAUCCGCACGCGACCGUGCGGAACCGCGCAGACGAGGUCGUCAGCGACGGGUCGUCCGCCGCUGCUGCUGCCUCGGCGUAUCGCAGUACCACCAAGCGUGUGAGCAUCAAGCUCCCGGACCAGAGGCCUCUUGCAGCGACAACGCCGUCCCCGACACUCGGUGGGGGGAGCCCCCCCACACGAGGGGCACGUACCUUCGUCUUCCCGAUGCGCUCAGUCUUCCGCGGGCGCAGGUCACGCGCGCAGGAGAGUGAUAGCGACCCCAUGACGAGCGGCGCCGAGGGCUCGCGGUGGGGCACCACCGGCGGCACAGUCGUGAGUGAUAGCGCGCGCAGUGCGCGGAGUGGACGGAGUGGGCGCUCGGCACGCUCGUCGACAAACUCGUCACACCCUGCCCGCGACGAGCCCCGCGUCCGCAUCGUGCCCGGCCUCGUGGAUCCAACACGUACUGACACAUCGACUUUUUCCACCAUUCACUCAAUGCUCGGCCUCACCUCGAAGCCCGCGCCAAUUGGCGGAGGGUUGACCACGCUCACCCCGUUUGAUGACGGGGCGAGCUCCUAUCUCUUGCCGCUGCCCCAGACCCCGGUUAUCCCCUUGUCAGCCGUGCCCCGUUCGCAAACCCCGUCGGGGUCGACACUGUCUUCCGACGCGGCGCAAGACGCGGUCGCCGAGACGCCUCGCCUGGCAACGUCGGCAGCAGGCAGGGAAGAUUACCUGACUCGGCCCCCUGGGACAGCUUCGGAUGGCGGCACGGAGCAAGCGGGCUCCAACUCGGAAGUGGCGCUCACGAUUGACGCGCCGACACCCACGCUCCCCAUCUACCCGGCGCCGCAGAGCGUUGGGAGCUCGAUUGCGCACGUCAUGGCCUCGACAGCGGGCACAGGCGUUACAGGCUCGAGCGACUCGCCCGUGUCCGCUCAGGUGACAAACCCUGAGCCGACUCCAACUGCGAUGGGGUCAGGCAGUGGCAGUGGGAGUCGCACAGCCGUUGCGGGCUCGCAGCUUACUGUCGACGCCGUCACCAGCGGCGGAGCGAUGCCAAGAACGAGGCAUUCGUCGGCGCGCGCAAUGCUCGGGGCCACGCGCAAAUCGGUCCAGAUGUUUGUCGACGAUCAGUCAAUGACGACAAACAUGCUUGACCCAAACGCCCCCACACCGCGCUCAGGCGCAUACGUCCCCGACGCGGCCGCCCUGCGACGCCUCGAGGGGAUGGACCGCGGCGUGCGCCAGGGCCUGCUCACGAGCGGCGCGUUCAAAGCCGACGAAGACGACCGCGACUGGGCGUUCUAUGAGCGGAGCACGACGAGCGUGAGCGUCCGCGAGAGCGCUCAAGGCUGCUCGGGGGACGAGGGCAGCAUCACUAAGGAGCCUAUAACCACGGUGCGAUAUGAGCACAUUGACACUGGCGACGGGCACCUCGUCCUCACUGGGAGAGAGGGGCGGAUACUGCGGUGCGAGGAUGAGCCGAUCCGCACACCAGGUACGGUACAGGGCUUUGGCGUGCUCAUGGUGCUCGAGGAGCGAGAGUCGGGACGGUUGGCGGUGCGCCAGGUUUCCGAGAACGCAACCGAACUGCUUGGCCUCUCUCCUCGCUAUCUCUUCCGGCUCGACUGCUUCACACGCAUCCUGACCCCCGACCAGGCGGAAAUCUUGCGUGACAACACCUGGUCGCUCGCCGACGCACCACCUUCAGUCUUCCUCCUCUCUGGGUUUGGCGAGCAGGGCUCGGACGAUACCCAAGGCGAGCUCUCGGGCUCGCAGUCAUACCGCCGUCGCGAGUGGACGUGCUGGGUCGCGGCGCACCGCCCCCGUGUGCAUACAUGGCGCAAGACCGACUCGAAAGGCCGCAAGUUGCCGCCUCCAGACCUCAUCAUUCUGGAAUUUGAGCUCGAGCACGACAAGUACAACCCCCUGAUGCCAGAGGAGAUCGGUAAACCAAAGGCUGCUGACUCGGGCGAGAGCGACCUCCCGAGCACGCUGAGUUCUGGGCUGCAAAACAACUCGGGCAAAGCGAGCUCGGGUGAACGCCGGGCUGGCAGCGUACGCUUCUCCGUCGGGGCCAACAGCUAUGACGACGAGGAGUACCAGCGCUGGGUGAACAGCACAACCAACUACGCCAAGCCGUUGCCCUCACUCGAGCGGAUGCGCCGUUCGGGCGGUAGCCGGCGUGGAAGCCACUCGCGCCAGCAGCAACAGCCGGCGCAGCCGACUCGAGGCGGCCGUUCCCGCGUCGGCAUGCUCGACGCGUUCGCCGUCCUCAACCAAAUCAGUCAGCAGAUGGGCGACGCCAAAGACCUUGAUGUUCUCUUCAAGAUCAUUGUCGGCGUGGUCCAGGACCUGACGAGCUACCACCGCGUCAUGCUGUACCGCUUUGACGAGGCGUACAAUGGCGAAGUGGUGGCCGAGCUCGUGGAUCCCACACGAGACGUUGAUCUGUACAACGGCCACUGGUUCCCGGCCACCGACAUCCCGCCACAGGCAAGAGCGCUGUACACCGUCAACAAGGUCCGCUUCCUGUACGACCGGAGCCAGACGACCGCGCGUAUGGUCCUCAAGGAACGGGCCGACCUUGCGUACCCGCUGGAUAUGACGCAAUGCUUUCUGCGUGCCCUCUCGCCCAUCCACCUGCAAUACCUCAAGAACAUGGGUGUCCAAGCGUCCCUAUCCAUCUCCGUCAUGGCGUUCGGCAAGCUCUGGGGACUGGUCUGCUGUCAGUCGGUCGGCGAGCAUGGCAUGCGUACGUCCUUCCCCAUCCGCCAGCUCCUUCGCGUGUUGUCCGACACGAUGUCGCUCAACAUUGAGCGGCUUACAUAUGCCGAGCGCCUCAGCGUGCGCCGACUGAUCACAUCGAUGCCGAACGACUCGCCAGUGCCUGGAUACAUCAUGUCGAACGCCGACGACCUGCUGUCGUACUUUGACGCUGACGCCGGCAUGCUCGUCAUCAACGACGGGUGUAAACUGCUCGGCAAGGUUGAGCACGCCCAUGCCAUGUUGGCGAUUGCAGAGUACCUCCGCAUUUCCAGGUUCCAGGGGAUCCGCGCCUCUAGCUGCAUCGAAGUCGACCACCCCGACCUCAUCCUCCCCGGCGCAACUGACAAGGGGUCGAUAUCGGGGCUACUGUAUGUCCCCCUUACGGCUCGCGCCGGCCAAGACUUCCUCGUCUUCUUCCGCAAGGGACAACUGCGCGAGGUGCGCUGGGCAGGCAACCCCUACAAGCCAGCAUAUGCAGACCCGAGCGCCCAGCUGCAACCGCGCAAGUCGUUCCAAUCGUGGGCUGAGAAGGUUCACGGCCGGGCCAGGCCGUGGAGCGACGACCAGGUCGAGUCAGCGGGCAUCUUGGCCCUCAUCUACGGCAAGUUUAUCCAGGUGUGGCGCGAGAGACAGAACGCCAUGGUCUCGAGUCAGCUCACGGCAAUUCUACUGUCCAACACGUCGCACGCGGUGCGUACACCGCUGUCACAGAUCAUCAACACGCUCGAGUUGGCUCUUGCUGGUAACAUUGACGACGAGACGCGCGCCAUGCUCGAAAACUCGCACCAGGCAUCACGCGCACUCAUGUUCCACGUCCACGACCUGCUCGACCUCACGAGAAUCGAACCAGGUAACGAGACUGGAUUCAACGACCCAUUCGACUUGAAGCAGACAAUGCAAGACACUGUGAGAUUGUACCGAACGGAAGCGAGCCGUCGUGGUCUCGAGUUCCGCGUCGAUAUGGGGGAUGGCCUCCCAACGAUGGUGAUUGGCGACGCCCGCAAGAUCAAGACGAUUGUGUCCAACCUCGUUGCGAACUCGGUCAAAUUCACCGACAAGGGGUACAUUGAAGUCGCGGCACGUCUGCAGCAGCCCAAGUCACGGCCACAGUCGAACCGCGCCCCAUCGCACCAAGGCUCGUCAAGACAAGAGUCGCGAGGGACGCACGAUGACAGCAGCGGCAGCGACCAGGGUGUGAGCGCCAGCGCUGACACCUGGUCGAAUGCGGACAGCACUCGCACCACCAAGGCCGUUACGCCGCCGGAUGGCUUUGUCGCGAUCGAAAUUAUCGUUAGCGAUUCCGGCUGCGGUAUUCCCCCCGAGCAGCUCGAGGCCAUGUUCGUGGCGCUCGAGGGCGCCGAGGACUGGGCCAACCCCGAAGGCGCUGGUCUUGGCCUCGGCCUUGCGGUCGUUGCGCGUAUCACAGAGCAGCUGCAGGGUCAGCUGUGCGUCGAGAGCGAGGUACAGGCGGGCACCCACUUCUUCCUUACCCUCAUCAUGGAAGUCUACACGGGCGACCUACCUACCCCUCAGGGUUCCGACCCGCCCGGUCUAAAUGACUUUGACAUCCCUGCUCUCGGUGCUGGCGAUCUGCUCAUGGGCGCGAGCACGCCGAACACCAUCCCGGCGACGGCGCCAGCGGCGACCACCCCUCUCCGGCCGGGCCCGGAGACGCCGCCUACUCCGCUGGGCACUGAGGCGGGCCCCUCGCCAUCGCACAUCAAUGCCCAGCGGCGGUUGACCCCCCGGAACCCGACCAACUUUGCCAAGCAUCUCCCGCUGCUCUCACCGGAUCUCAUGAAGCAAGGCCAGCAGACAAUGGGAACACUGCCCAAGCCCAGCCCACCCGACUCGCCUGGCACAGUGCACGUCACUGAGCGACGCCUCUCGGUCGGCGCAGCUUCGUUCAUCAUGCGGUCGUCUGAUCGUUCACCGGCUGUGAGCGGCGGGCCGCAGGGGAACUACUUUGAUCGCCGUGUAAGCUCGUCGUCUCCUCCAACAAGCGCCCGCAAGCACCGAUUUGCUUCGUCGCCGCAGGUUUCGCCGUCCCUUGAGGGCCUGCCACCGGCCAUGGUAUAUCCCAAGGUCUUCUCGAGAACAAAUUCCGGCUCUUCGACUGGGUCUAUUCCGGGCAGCAAGCGACUGUCAAAGUCGAGCCUAGGAACCGCCGUCAGUGUGCCACCACCACCACCGACCAGGUCCAAGCGGGGGCCGAAGGGCAACCAGCAGCUGCGAGUCCUCGUCGUCGAGGACGACCUUAUCAAUUCGCAGAUCCUGCAGCGGCGCCUGCGAAUGGACAAGCACACGGUCAUCGCUGUGGAGAACGGUCAGCAGGCGGUCGACGCACUGAGGGCCGACUGGGACAUUGACGCAGUGCUCAUGGACAUUCAAAUGCCCAUUAUGGACGGCAAGACGGCUGCUUCGGAGAUCCGAAAGCAGGAGGCUAAGCUGCCUCCCGGCCGCACGCAGGGUAUCAACCCCUUGUUAGUCGACGGGCGUAUCCCGAUCUUUGCCGUGAGCGCAAGCCUGUACGAGGAAGACCGAGCCGGGCUGGCGCGCAACUUUGACGGGUGGCUCCUCAAGCCUCUUGAAUUUGGCCGCGUCCGCAAGCUCCUCUCGGCGCUCGAGGACACUGACAAGCGCCGCGACGAGGUCUACUCGCCUGGGAACUGGGAGCGCGGCGGCUACUUCCGCGGCCCCAGCCCCGAGGCGACGCCGAACGGGACACCAAUAGAGGCGAUGGAGAAGUUGAGCAUGGCGGCGGCGGCCACGAUGCUCGUCGCCGCCGCCACCUUCCGCCGCCCCGCCGCCCAGACAUUGACGCGCGCACUCGCCACCUCGGCGCGAUUGCGCGCCGGAGCGGCCGACACCAAGCCCCCGCCCCGCGUCGUCCUCGGCGUGCCUGUCAACCUGGUCACGGUCAACCGCAGCCCGGAGCGCGCGCGCUCCGUGCUCACCGAGGUCAUUGACCGCGUGCAGGACAAGUACACUAUCAAGUAUGGCGGCAACAUUGACACGAUCGAGGGAUUGCGCCCCUUCCUCAUCUCCAACAAGCACAAGCCGGGCAUCUUGUUCUGCGCGUCCAUGUGGUCCAAGGAGGAGCAGGACGAGAUCAUCGCCAUCGCGCACGAGAUGGUGCCCGGUAUCCGCACGCACGCGAUCCCCCCUGGCCUCUGGGACGCGUCGCUUGGCGGCCGCGAGAACGUGCUCAACUACAUCAUGGAGCAGAUUGACAACAUCAUGGCGUCGACCGACUAGGGAGCUGUGGGGCACACACAGCAAGGAAGAGAGUAAUGGGACAUGUAACGG